UGGGGCUUAGCCAAUUUCCGACGAUGAGGGUUAUUGUCUCAGUGAGGGGCUUCCUGGUUUGCUGAGAUGUUACGUUUGGUGAGUUGGAAUAUCAAUGGAAUCCGGAGUCCCUUACAAGGGGCCGUGUGCCAGGAAUCCAACAACUGUGCCAGCGUGACCAUGAAACGUACUUUGGAGGAACUGGGCGCUGAUAUCGUCUGUCUCCAGGAAACGAAAGUGACCAGGGAUGUGCUGACAGAACCCCUGGCUAUUGUUGAGGGCUAUAACUCCUAUUUCAGCUACAGCCGCAGCCGAAGUGGCUAUUCUGGUGUAGCCACCUUCUGUAAGGACAGCUGUACCCCAGUGGCUGCUGAAGAAGGCUUGAGUGGCCUGUUUGCCACCCAGAAUGGGAACGUGGGUUGCUAUGGAAACACAGAUGAGUUCACCCAAGAGGAACUCCGGGCUUUAGAUAGUGAAGGCCGGGCCCUCCUUACACAGCACAAGAUCCGAACAUGGGAAGGAAAAGAGAAGACCUUGACCCUAAUCAAUGUGUACUGCCCCCGUGUGGACCCUGAGAAGCCUGAACGACUGAGCUUUAAGAUGCGUUUCUGUCACUUGCUGCAGAAACGAGCAGAAGCCCUUCUGGCAGCUGGCAGCCAUGUGAUCAUUCUGGGUGACCUGAAUACAGCCCACCGCCGCAUUGACCACUGCAAUGCAGUCAACCUGGAGUACUUUGAAGAGGACCCCGGGCGCAAGUGGAUGGAUGGCUUGCUUAAUAACAUAGGGUGCCCAGCUGGGUCCCACGUGGGGCCCUUCAUUGAUACCUACCGCUAUUUUCAACCACAGCAAGAAGGGGCUUUUACUUGCUGGUCAGUGGUCAGUGGUGCCCGCCAUCACAACUAUGGCUCCCGACUUGACUAUGUGCUAGGGGACAAGACCCUGGUCAUGGAUACCUUACAGGCCUCUUUCCUGCUCCCUGAGGUUAUGGGCUCUGACCACUGUCCUGUGGGUGCCGUUUUGAAUGUGUCCUCUGUGCCUGCAAAAUACUGCCCACCCUUGUGUACUCUCUUCUUUCCUGAAUUUGCAGGCACUCAGCUAAAGAUUCUUCGUUUCCUAGUUCCCCUUGAACACAAACCUAUAUUGGACCAGUCAGCUUUACAACUCAGCAGUCAAACUCUGGUACAGAAACGGCAAAACAAAUUCUGUGUUCGGUUAACCAGAUUGCAGCCAAGUCAGGCUAGCUCCAGAAGAGGUCAGAAAAACAUGACAAGCUACUUCCAGCCCUCUUCCAGCCAUUCCCAAACUUCUGCCUCGAAGCUGCCUACUCUGCAUCUGGUGGAAACUGUCAUGGCCACAAAGACUCCAGAAGAAGAGGCAAUAGCCAAAGUGGUAGAAGGAGAGAUCAGUGCUUCAGGAGCCAAAGAGGAAAAGGAGGUACUGGUCUCAUUCUGGAAGUCUGUGUUACGAGGGCCUUUCUCCGUGCCUCUUUGUAGAGGCCACAGGGAGCCAUGUGUGAUGCGUACUGUGAAGAAGGCAGGACCCAACCUUGGUCGCCACUUUUACAUGUGUGCCAGGCCUCAGGGUCCUCGCAGUGACCCCUCCACCCGCUGCAACUUCUUCCAAUGGAGUAGGCCCAGCUGAUUGAACUGAGGCUUAGGGAUGUUCUGUCCCCUGCAUAGAACCUGAUCCCAACUCUCUUCCUUCUAAGUUGCUAAUGCUACCUUGUCUCCCAAAGUUUCCUUUUCUCCUUUCUUCAUUUUCUUCUUUCUCUUGCUUUUCUUCCUCUC
Molecule: messenger RNA, 1766 nt
Organism: Octodon degus (degu)
Lineage: Eukaryota; Metazoa; Chordata; Mammalia; Rodentia; Octodontidae
Gene: Apex2
Product: apurinic/apyrimidinic endodeoxyribonuclease 2
Exons: 6
Coding region: 67-1620 (517 amino acids)
Biological process (GO): base-excision repair
Cellular component (GO): nucleus
Molecular function (GO): endonuclease activity; DNA binding; double-stranded DNA 3'-5' DNA exonuclease activity
Source: RefSeq, a predicted model, not a curated record